GCAAUGGACCGGAUGGCGCUCAAUUGUGCCUUUUCGCCAUCGGCGUAUUGAUGUCGAUCGGAGCUAUUUCGUUGGCGAUCGAGCGGAACGCGUAUUGUGACCCGGAUCAGCUGCUGGGUGUGGAGCCCCCAUAUGGUGGCGAUCUGCUGCCAGAUCGUUUCAUUCUCUCGGAGCGAAAGCAGUAUCUCAAGCUUUCCAAAAUCAUAGACGUGUACGAUGAAAACUGGGUGAGGAUGGGCUACUUCUAUGACUUGAACCUCCUCUUCAUCAUGCGUUUCGGGUACUCAGACAACUCCGACCGGAUCUGGUUCGAGGCGAA
Symbiodinium pilosum is the source of this 319-nucleotide messenger RNA. The record is from the annotation of a GenBank genome assembly. Lineage: Eukaryota; Dinophyceae; Suessiales; Symbiodiniaceae.